Anolis carolinensis (green anole) is the source of this 3208-nucleotide messenger RNA. It is a transcript of the gene utp23, whose product is annotated as UTP23 small subunit processome component. Gene Ontology annotation, molecular function: small ribosomal subunit rRNA binding. Gene Ontology annotation, cellular component: small-subunit processome; nucleolus. The record is from RefSeq and is a predicted model, not a curated record. NCBI's taxonomy places the organism in Eukaryota, Metazoa, Chordata, Lepidosauria, Squamata, Anolidae. Bases 98 to 856 code for a protein of 252 amino acids. The transcript is spliced from 3 exons.
GCUGCUUCCGGCGCAACAGUCCUACUUCCGGAAAGGAGCGAGUGAGUGAGGGGCGGCUGUCUUUCCGCCUCUCUAUGGUCCCUUCCCGGCCUCCGCCAUGAAGAUCACGCGGCAGAAGCACGCCAAGAGGAACAUGGGUUUCUACAAGUACAACUUCGGCUUCCGCGAGCCCUUCCAAGUCUUGCUGGACGGGACCUUCUGCCAGGCGGCGCUGCGUAACAAGAUCCAGAUCCGAGAGCAGUUGCCGGGAUACUUGGGCGGCGCGACGCAACUCUGCACCACGCGAUGUGUCCUCAAAGAACUGGAAUCCCUAGGAAAGGAGUUGUAUGGUGCGAAACUGAUCGCACAGAGAUUCCAGGUCCGGCAUUGUUCUCACUUCAAAAGCCCAGUGAGCGGCUCCACCUGCCUGCUGUCCAUGACCGAAGGUGACAACCCACAUCAUUAUUUCACUGCCACACAGGAUCAGACUCUGGCAACAAAAAUAAAGAAAAGAGCUGGGAUUCCUCUUCUGUUCAUAAUUCAGAACACUAUAGUUCUGGACAAACCUUCUGCCGCAUCUUUAGCCUCUGUGCAAGCCAUGCAGACCAAUAAACUUAUUCCAGAGCAUCAGAAAGAGAGCAUUUCACGUCUGAAAGAAGAACAGGGCCUAGUGAAACCCUUGGAAGCCAAAAAAAGGAAAAGAAAAAGGAUUGCUGGUCCUAAUCCUCUUAGUUGCCUGAAGAAGAAGAAAAAGAAAGGCCAAGAGGCAACACAGCCUACAACAACAAAGAAAAAAGUGAAUAGGAAGCGCAACAAAAGGAAACCGGAAACAACAGCAGGGAUUGUGCAGCCAGGAUCACAGAAUGCUGAAGCAUAAAAAGUUUGGAAAAUGAUUGGACCUGGAUAUUAUUUGAACUUUGAAAAAUGACAAUAUGUUCUGCUACUAUAAUAUUAAAAUAAAUAUUUGUAUUCCCUUUAUUUUAAAAAAACCAACUAGUUCUAUAAUUCGGUGCAGUAAUUUUAUAGUGAAUUAAAAUAUCCUCUUUCCUGCAUUACUUUUUUCAACUCAUUUUGUAGAACUGUAUAAGAAUAGCUCUUUCAUAAACUUGUAUUUGAAAUUGCAAAACUGGGAAAGUUGGGCUGGAAUCAAACAAAUUCACCAAUCAGAUGGCAUUUCACACAAUUAAAUACUGAUGGGCAAAUUGUGAGGUCAAUAUGUUCAUUAUCUCUUAGUUAAAAUAUCAAAUUGAUAAAGCAAUAGUUUAAAAAGAUCAAUAUUUCUUUCAAAUUGGGGUUUCUUCUGUAAAAGUGUUCCCUUUUGCUGCCCCCUCCCCCAAAUGUGGUUGUUUGUAGAUUAAUUUAGACUUAUUAUAUACCCAGAAACUAGAUUCCUGUGUUCAAUUGUUUUUUAAAAAAAUGUAUAUCCAUGUUCUAGUCAUUAUUCCUUUUAAAGAGGAAAUCAAACCCAUCAUUGGUUCUCUCCUAUUUCUAUGUUUAACCAGGACUUAACAAAUAUUUAGUAGUGAUUUACCCAUGCCUAUUUAUAUUAUAUUUGAACUCUCACAUUCGGUUGACUUACAAGUACGGAUGGCCUAAAUAUAGGUUUAAUUGGUUUGAUCUAUAUAUAUUGGCAUGUCUAUGACUUGUUUUCACAAGGUUCUCUGAGACAUGGUUAUUUCUGCCACUGAAGAUCACAAAUUGCCAAAUAUGGGAUGGUCAGCUCCAUUUUCACCCCUGUUGUUUAGUUGCACCAAAUAGCUUCCAUACAGAAAAGCCUUCCUCAAAGUUUGGCAGCAGGAAGGUAAGUAAAUCCACUGAUGCUGGAGUAUUCCAUGGCAACACCUGGGUGAAGAAUGCUUUUUGGGGAAGACAUCAGAGAUGGGAUACCAAAGUCCCUGGCUAGGCCUCCACAUUUCCCACCCCUGAUCAAACAAAUUCUACAUUAAUUACAGUUUCAUUCCAUAGCCAAUUUAUAUGAUUACAGGAUCAGAAAUAGAUUAUCCCUUAAAUAGAAAUCCUUUAUCAAUCCUAUCUAUACACAUUCUAGUUUGCUUUGCAUAUUCUUGAGUGGUAAUUGUUCAAUAUUUGUCUAUAUCAUUCUGAUCACUCUGGAAAAAAAGUGAUUAAUCGGUUCCCUAAAGAUAGGACACAAUGCAUAGUAUUAAUGCAGAACACUGGAAGAUGCAGUACUAGAACAAAAGUAUAGAAUAAAUAGAGAAGGCUGGAGAGUGUAGAUCUCUAGGGAGUGUGGGGAGGUUUAGGGUUAGGGUUAGGGUUAGGGUUAUGCCGGUCAGCAACUUGGAGUUCAGUCCAGUCAGUCUGCCCCGGAAUAAUGAUACUUUAGUUAAAUUAGAAAUACUCUCCACUAAAUAUAUUGAAUUGCAUCUGUAGCAUUUUGUUUUAGGCUUAAACAGAGACAGUGGGAACUAAGUAUAAAAUGCAUAUAGACUGUUCUGUGUGAAAGAAAGUGGGAUACAGCAAUUAAUUAAAUGUAAAAGUUACAUAAAUCAUUUUGCUACUCAAGAAAUACCAAGACUUUAGAAAUCCGUGAAGGACUGGUUUGAAUAACAAGAAAUCCCAACUUUAUAUCAUUAAGGGCUACUAAUUUUGGGUUCUUAAGUCAUGUCGCUAUAGCUCUUGUGUACAUUUAUUUAUUUCUGUAACAAUGGUUGCUGUACACUUGAUGGUAGUAAUCUAAACAGGCUUGGUUAUAAAGAAUCUGAUGUAUGACAAAAUGUGAAUGAUCCUAGAAUUUGUGUGUGCUCACACAUGCUCAUAACUUGUAAUGACUCAUGUAUUUACAAAUGUUUCCUUCAGUAUAUUGUUCAAAAGAACCACAGACUGGUUCAAAACCCUACGUCCAUGGACUUUGUAAUUUUAGCCCAUCUCUGUAUCGGGCAAGCCCCCACCAUCAUCUGACUCCUGUAAAACUUCAUAGUGCAGCUGUGUGACCCAAUUUAUUGUGCUUAAUUGCUCUGUUGAAACAGUGUUCAUUGUGUGCAGCAGUGCAUGGGGAAGAAGUUUUUCAUCUGUUCCUGACCAGAUUGACUUUGUGGGAUAGUUGACAAACGACAAUCAUUAACUUGGGGAAGCAAUAGUCACAGGAGGAAGCCUUAUGUCAGAUGGUGAAAGUGUGGCCUGCAGGCUGUGUGCUGUUGCAAUGCUAUUUUUGAGGAUCUUGAUACCCCAUAACAUUCCCAAUAUUAAAAAAAAAAUAGGUAUGGUGCAA